Meriones unguiculatus (Mongolian gerbil) is the source of this 5152-nucleotide messenger RNA. It is a transcript of the gene Fam20b, whose product is annotated as FAM20B glycosaminoglycan xylosylkinase. The coding region runs from base 441 to 1670 and encodes 409 amino acids. Gene Ontology annotation, biological process: protein phosphorylation. The record is from RefSeq and is a predicted model, not a curated record. The transcript has 9 exons. Gene Ontology annotation, molecular function: phosphotransferase activity, alcohol group as acceptor. Lineage: Eukaryota; Metazoa; Chordata; Mammalia; Rodentia; Muridae. Gene Ontology annotation, cellular component: Golgi apparatus.
GCAUAUAGCAGAGUAGGCCUGCGCACAUUUUAAAAUGUCUGUGAUCACAGCACUUGGGAGAUAUUAGCAGGAAGAUCACGAGUUUGGCCUUGACUACGCGACACCUAGUCUUUUAAAACAAGCAAGCAAACAACUGUAACAGAAGAGAAAAAAAAAAAAAAAACAGUGGAAAGCAGCCUUUCAGCAUACAAAUAAAAGUGAAUUGCAUGUUUUGACACCCUCUGUCUUGAGAAUUGCCCAGAAUAUGGCCUUCCCCAUGCUGUUUUCAGUUACUGGGCCUUCUCAAGCUCAGUAUUAGCAGUGAAUCACUAAAAGGGAAUUGCGGAGGCACUGCAGUGAAGAAACAUGUAAUCAUGGACUCGCCUUGCUAAUCAUCACCACCUGCUCUCCUUGUUCAAGCCAGCAAGAAAGUGGGUGCAGGAGAAGGAGAAGAGGCCAACAUGAAGCUAAAGCAGCGAGUUGUGCUGUUAGCAAUACUCCUCGUCAUCUUUAUCUUCACCAAAGUUUUCCUGAUAGAUAACCUAGAUUCGUCAGCUGCCAACCGAGAGGACCAGAGGGCUUUUCACCGAAUGAUGGCUGGCUUGCGGGUGGAGCUGGCACCUAAGUUGGACCACACCCUGCAGUCUCCAUGGGAGAUCGCAGCCCAGUGGGUGGUGCCCCGGGAAGUGUACCCUGAAGAGACACCAGAGCUGGGAGCCGUCAUGCAUGCCAUGGCCACUAAGAAAAUCAUUAAAGCUGAUGUGGGCUACAAAGGGACACAGCUGAAAGCUUUACUGAUACUUGAAGGAGGACAGAAAGUUGUCUUCAAACCUAAGCGGUAUAGUAGAGACUAUGUGAUAGAAGGGGAGCCAUACGCUGGUUAUGACAGACACAAUGCAGAGGUGGCAGCCUUUCAUUUGGACAGGAUUCUGGGUUUCCGCCGAGCUCCCUUGGUCGUUGGCAGGUAUAUUAAUCUGCGAACAGAGAUCAAGCCUGUUGCCACGGAGCAGCUGCUGAGCACCUUCCUAACUGUAGGGAACAAUACUUGUUUCUAUGGGAAGUGCUAUUAUUGCCGAGAAACAGAGCCAGCAUGUGCUGAUGGAGACAUGAUGGAGGGAUCUGUCACACUCUGGCUUCCAGAUGUGUGGCCUCUGCAGAAGCAUCGACACCCCUGGGGCAGGACUUACCGAGAAGGCAAACUGGCCAGGUGGGAAUAUGAUGAGAGCUACUGCGAUGCUGUGAAGAAAACGUCCCCCUAUGACUCAGGCCCGCGCCUCUUGGACAUCAUCGACACUGCUGUCUUUGAUUACUUGAUUGGCAAUGCCGACCGCCACCACUAUGAAAGCUUUCAAGAUGAUGAAGGCGCUAGCAUGCUUAUUCUUCUUGAUAAUGCCAAAAGCUUUGGGAACCCCUCGCUGGAUGAGAGAAGCAUUCUGGCCCCUCUCUAUCAGUGCUGCAUUAUUCGGGUUUCGACUUGGAAUAGACUGAACUGCCUAAAGAAUGGUGUGCUGAAGUCUGCCUUAACAUCUGCCAUGGCCCACGACCCCAUCUCCCCCGUGCUCUCCGACCCACACUUGAACACUGUGGACCAGCGCCUUCGCAAUGUCCUGGCCACUGUCAAGCAGUGUACGGACCAGUUUGGGAUGGAUACUGUGCUGGUGGAAGACAGGAUGCCUCUCUCCCACUUGUAACUCUCAGCACGGAACAAGUGGAACUGAUUUUUACAAAGAUAGAGAAACAGCACAAUGAAUUCCAAAUGGCAUGUGACAGCCUGGGAGUGGCCAGCAGCCGGCUCUGGUGGUAGAAGACAGAGUAGCCCUGGGAGUGCUGGUUGUUUUCUGCAGUGGAAGCUAAAGACCAGUGUCAGCGAGUCACCUGACGCCCUCGGCAGGCGGCUGCCAGGCAGCAGGCACCAGCUCUGUGCAGUCUCUAUUCCCACACCAAAGGAUAAGCAGCUGUGACGCUGGCUAAGGAAUUAUUCCAGGGUGUGUGUCUUGGGUGAACCUUGCCAUCCUUUCUCCAUACCCGUGGAUUCUGUGGAAACACUUUGCAGUCCCCUGUGUCUUUAAAAAACAAAAACAGGACUAGUAAGAGUGGAAAAUGUACUGCUCCUCCAUUGUGGCAUCAGACAAAAUAGCAGUCUGCUGCAGGAGACCCAUUUUUAAGGUAGAUUGGAGGAAGGGGGAGGGCAGGAAGGUGUCGGGGCUGUUAGCUAUUGGGUGGUGUGGAUCUGACAUCUCAGGGAAGAGAAGAGGGAGGGACUCACUCUGUAGAACCAGGAGGACGAUUUUAGUGAAAAUCAAGCUUCCCCUUGAUUUAGGUUUUAGAUGUGUCCAAAGCAAACAGUCAUCCCCCGUUGUGUUCAAAUUAACCAAAACCAUCUCUAGAGGAACUGUUAUUACUACCCAAGCAUGAUCCUCUAUGGACACUAAUUUACCUACCUUUUGCCCCAAGUAGCAAAACAAGCUAAAAUAAUACAAGUCAGGGACCUUCGAUCUCUGCCAUCCUCAUUUUUUCUUUCUUUUUUCCCCCUUUCUUUUUCUCUGAAUAGCAUUGUUUAUUUUGAGGUAGACUAUAUAGACUCUUACUCUAGCCCAUGCUGAUCUGGAACUUACUAUGGAAUCCAGGCUCGCUUUGAACUGGCAGCCAUCCUCUGGCCUCAGCCUUCCACAUGCUAGGAUUGUAGGUAGGAGCUACCAUGGCCGGCUCGCGUUUCUCCUCUGAGGUGAGCUCAUAUCCUGGGAAGUGAAUGGCCUGUGAGGAGUUUGAUGAGUGAUGCUGCUGUUCCGAGGAGGUUGAUGGCCGUGUAUCUGUCUGUCUUAUGAGAAAGCGUCCUGCUGGUGGCUGCACCAAGUUUGUGCUGUAGCCCCACAGGUAGAAGAGUGGAAGAUUUUAAGCCUUCUGAGCCUUGGAACUGAGGAGAUCACCACAGAGAGCCUUAAUAUUUUGGUUUAUAUCAAAUCCAGAUUCUGUCCUGUCUCGUUUGGAGUUCUGAGCCCAUGGUGGAGGAGAGUCUUCCAUCCAUGUCCGUCGUGGCAGUCAUUUGACAUGUAGGCAGCUGCGGUGAACUGCAGAGCUAGGGAAUAUGUCUGGGGCAGUGUCCACUCAGCUGAAUGUUGCCUCUACAUCCUGUCCAGUUUAAGACUAGCCUCUCAGCAUUGUGCUUGACAUUGAGUGCCAGCCAUGGAGCCUGGCUUGAGGCCACCACCGUCUGAGUUUAUUCCCCCAGGUUCCUCACACUGAAACCUCAUAGCCUACAACCUCAUUUAAGUGGCAAGAAAUUAGGAACGUUUGUACAUCUUAUGUACAUUUUGAGGUAGAUUAAGGAAUAGGCUGUGUUUUUUGUUUUGUUUUGUUUUUGGUGUGUUGAACUUAAGAAAACAAAUAUUAGCACAAAACACUAAAAUGGUGUCAACAAAAGGAGGUAUUGAGUCCAUUUUCCAGGGUUGGACACUGAUGCUAUGUACAUCCAUCCAAGGAAAUUCACAGUUGAACUUGAGCUUAGCCUAGUUAGCACUUGUGAAAGGGGGCGCCAGAUGCUGGGAGCCAGCAGAGCGGACUGCAGUGAGCCCUGCCCUCAGUGCUGACUAAGCUGGCAAUGGGCAUUCUGUCAGACACCCUGGGAAGUGAGUAGGAACUGUUCCCAGGCAAGCAGCCUCAGCUGCAGUGUUGAAGACACAGUCCUCCUGGCGAAAAGAGCAGGCAGGAAAGCUACUUCGAAAAACUCUCUCCUUCAGAGCAGUUACAGAAAAGUCAUCUCCCGCCUCAUUUUCACACCUCUGGCAUCAGCAGGCACCUCCACAGUGGACAAAGUUAGAAUUGCAUCAAUAGAGUCAGCUGUGACAUGCGGUUAGAAUAUAACUCUGUGUUCUAAGCUGGGGGUUGGAUUAAGCUAGGGAAGGCAUAUCUGGGUGAGUCUCGGUGUGGCGCCGGGGUUGGGGCUAGCUAUAGAUACGAAGUUCUGUUGGGGGAAAAAGACAGAUACGUAUUUGAAAAGUAUUGUAACCCUGGCCUCUUUCGGUUCGUUUGCUAGAAUUAGGGCUGUUACAGUCAAGGCAGUGGUGUGGGGGGGGGGAGAUUUGGUCAGCUCUAAGUUUGGCAGCUGAAUAUCCACACAGAUGGAUGCAUUCAGGACAAACCCAAGAAGCCAGAACCCACUGCUCUAUCCUCGUUCCCUCCCCUUCCUAAAGACAUGUAUUCUGAAGUUGAAAUGGGGAGAUUCGGGUAUAGGAUUUUUGUUCUCAAACUGUUCCUUAAUCUAAGGCUGCAUUGUACUUUGGAGAGGGUUGUAAGUAAUUUUCUUUUAAAACAGUAGACUCUGAUUUGCUGAGGAUGUUUGGUAUUUCUUAAGGUAUGUCUCCCUGUUUGCACUCAGGGUUAAAGUGUCAAUCUAAAUUUUAAGAAGAAAAUAGAGGAAUUCAGGUACAUUCAUUAUAGGUUAUUUUAGCCAAGUGAAUCCUGACGGUUUCUCAAUUUUCCCAGUGCUGGAGACAGCAUUGCCAUCCAAAGAAAUUCAGGUUUUCUUUAAAAUGCUCACACUGGCUUUCCAUCCCCAUGCAUUAUCUUCCCUCAGUCUCUCCUCCUAUCCCUCCCUGCAACUCUCUGGUUAUCCUGUGAUCAUGAACAGUUGUUGUCAGCAAGCUCUCCUGGGAGUCCCAAGAGAUCUGGAUUUCAGGAUAGGCACGUGGUAGUGUUUGGCUUAGUGUGGCCAUUAUGCGUUCUGCCGAGGAUAAUGGUCCUGCUUUGACACGAGGAGAUACUGACACUGAGAAAGGACUUGGCUGUUAAAGGUAGGAUGUUCAUCUAACAUUUCCUGAGCAGUCUGAUAAGCCAGGUGGCCUGACUGUGAAAUACACUCCGUGGGGAGGCUGGCCUUUCCCCCCUAUUUCUCCAGCCUGGGUGGUGAGUGGGGCCUGGCUGCUGUCUGCCACAAGCUUUUAGGACCUAUGGUGAUCCUCAUAAAUUCGGGGGAAGCUGGGAGUGACUUACUGGGAAGCUAAUUUAUUUGUCCAAAGGGUGGUGUAGGCAUCACUACCCUCUUGUUUGAUCUACCUAGGAUUUCCUCUUGGAGUUGUUAUGCAGAUAGAGGAUGUACUUGGUAAGACAUCAAACAAAUUUCUAAUGUGUUGUAUGGGUUUCAAUUCUGAAAAAAAAAUAAAGAUUUUAAUAUAUA